ACGUGACUGAAAAGGCUCAUCACACCUCUAUCUCCUUUCUCACCGGCCAUCGUCUCCCUCUCUCUCUCACCUUCUCACCGUGGUUGCGAUUAGGUCUUCUCAACAUUGGAUUGCUGUAUUGCGUUUUAAAGAACGUGUUGGUGUGUGGUUCUUGCAAGCUUAAAAGUAUGGAUCCGGAAGCUGCUCGAGCUGCACGAGAAUCUCUAGACCUGGCGUUCCAUAUGUCCAAUAUACUUGACACGGGUCUAGACCGUCACACACUUUCGGUUCUAAUUGCACUUUGUGAUCUUGGAGUCAAUCCAGAAGCACUUGCUGCUGUUGUCAAGGAACUAAGAAAAGAGAAGCCCUCGUUAUCAUCAUCACUUCCUGAGGCUCCUUCUUUUCCAUAAAUAAAUAGAUUUUUUUGUUAGAUCUCUUCGAUGUGUGCUGAAGUUCUUUGAUUGUUCUGUUAUAUGACCUUCAUUUGGUGUAGUGGCAUUGCUUUAGUACAAGGUUGAUGCGUUGCAAAUAGAAACUCAUUUGAAGGUUUAUAUCUUUGAGAUUAAGUUUUCACUUGGCCAAAAUAGUGACCUCCAUUCAUGCGCAUAUCUUGACACAUUCCAUUUUCUGG
This is a messenger RNA of Vigna umbellata (rice bean), 610 nucleotides long. Its product is annotated as mitotic-spindle organizing protein 1A-like. NCBI's taxonomy places the organism in Eukaryota, Viridiplantae, Streptophyta, Magnoliopsida, Fabales, Fabaceae. The record is from RefSeq and is a predicted model, not a curated record. Gene Ontology annotation, biological process: microtubule nucleation by interphase microtubule organizing center; gamma-tubulin complex localization; mitotic spindle assembly. Gene Ontology annotation, cellular component: interphase microtubule organizing center; spindle; gamma-tubulin ring complex.